Ficedula albicollis (Collared flycatcher) is the source of this 2485-nucleotide messenger RNA. RefSeq names its product T-box 2 (gene TBX2). Gene Ontology annotation, biological process: regulation of transcription by RNA polymerase II; cell fate specification; positive regulation of DNA-templated transcription. Gene Ontology annotation, molecular function: DNA-binding transcription factor activity, RNA polymerase II-specific; RNA polymerase II cis-regulatory region sequence-specific DNA binding. Gene Ontology annotation, cellular component: nucleus. The record is from RefSeq and is a predicted model, not a curated record. Lineage: Eukaryota; Metazoa; Chordata; Aves; Passeriformes; Muscicapidae.
GCAGGAGAGGGGAAAAAAAUAAAACCCAACAAAUACACACACACGCAUUUUUGUAAAGGGAAUCCCUCUUUUUCUCCUGGAUUUGUGGAUGCACCGAUGAGAGAUCCAGCCUUCCCAGGGACUGCCAUGGCUUACCACCCCUUCCACGCACCCCGGCCGGCUGACUUCCCCAUGUCCGCUUUCCUCGCAGCCGCCCAGCCGUCCUUUUUCCCGGCUCUGGCUCUGCCUCCGGCGGCGUUGGCCAAGCCCAUGCCGGACCCGGGGCUGGCCGGGGCGGCCGAGGCCGGGCUGCACGUCUCGGCCCUGGGACACCAUCACCAAGCCGCCCAUCUGCGCUCGCUCAAAAGCCUGGAGCCCGAGGAGGAGGUCGAGGACGACCCCAAAGUAACGCUGGAAGCCAAAGAGCUUUGGGACCAGUUUCACAAGCUGGGCACCGAGAUGGUGAUCACCAAGUCUGGGAGGAGGAUGUUCCCCCCGUUCAAGGUGCGGGUGAGCGGCCUGGACAAGAAGGCCAAGUACAUUUUGCUGAUGGAUAUAGUGGCGGCCCGCGCGGCCGACGAUUGCCGGUACAAAUUCCACAACUCCCGCUGGAUGGUGGCCGGCAAGGCCGACCCGGAGAUGCCCAAGCGCAUGUACAUCCACCCCGACAGCCCGGCCACGGGGGAGCAGUGGAUGGCCAAACCUGUUGCCUUUCACAAGCUCAAGCUCACCAACAACAUCUCGGAUAAGCACGGCUUUACCAUCCUGAACUCCAUGCACAAGUACCAGCCCAGGUUCCACAUCGUCCGGGCCAACGACAUCCUCAAGCUGCCCUACAGCACCUUCCGCACCUACGUGUUCCCCGAGACCGACUUCAUCGCCGUCACUGCCUACCAGAACGACAAGAUCACGCAGCUGAAAAUCGAUAACAACCCCUUCGCCAAGGGCUUUCGGGACACGGGCAAUGGCCGCAGGGAGAAGAGGAAGCAGCUCUCGCUGCCGUCCCUGCGGAUGUACGAGGAGCCCUGCAAGCCCGACCGCGACGGUGGCGAGUCGGACGCCUCCUCCUGCGAGCCCUCGGCCGUGCGUGAUGCCCUGCACUCGCCCGUGGGUGCCAUCCCCAGCCCCCUGCGCCUCAAGGGCAGCGGCAGAGAGGAGAAGCCGGGGGCCGACAGCGACACGGAGGUGGAGAAGGUGCCCGAGGAGCGGCCGGUGGCAGCAGCCAGCCCCAGCGCCGAGGACACAACGCCCCGUGGCAGCCCCCGGUGCCCGGAGGAGCGCAGCAAGGAGAGGCACAGCCCGGAGAAAGCCAAGGAUGGGGCAUCCCCCCGGGAGGGCCCUGGCGAGAGCCUGUUCGGCACUCGGGGCCUGGAGAAGGACAAGGUGGAAGGACGGAGGAAAGAGACGGAGGCGGGCAAGAAGGACACGGAGGGCGGCGGGCUGGGCAAGGAGGCCUUCGCCCCGCUGAUGGUGCACACGGACAGCCCCCCGCACCUGAGCGCCGGCCACCUGCAGAGCCUGGCACUCUCUGGCCUCCACGGGCAGCAGUUCUUCAGCCCGCUGGGCGCCGGGCAGCCCCUCUUCAUCCACCCAGGACAGUUCGCCAUGGCCCCCGGCGCCUUCUCUGCCAUGGGCAUGGGACACUUGCUGGCCUCGGUGACCGGCGGGGGCAGCCUGGAGAAUGGAGCCCUCUCGUCCGCCCCGGGCGCGGCGGGGACGGCCACCCCCUUCCCUUUCCACCUCUCCCAGCACAUGUUGGCCUCUCAGGGAAUCCCGAUGCCCACCUUCGGCGGACUCUUCCCCUACCCCUACACCUACAUGGCAGCGGCAGCGGCGGGGGGGGGGGGGGGGGGGGGGGGGGGGGGGGGGGGGGCCAGCGCUGCCGCCGCGGGGCCGCUCUCCCGCAACCCCUUCCUGGGCAGCAGCCGGCCCCGCCUGCGCUUCAGCCCCUACCAGCUGCCGGUCACCAUCCCGCCCAGCACCAACCUGCUGACCACCGGCCUCCCCGCCAGCCUCAACCCCGCCUCCGAGGGCUCCAAGGCCGGCAGCAGCCGCGAGUCCAGCCCCCUGCCCGAGGUGCCCCUGCACAAGGGGGGCAGCCAGCGCCCCGCUGCCUCCCCCAAGGGCUCCCUGAAGGAGUCCCUCAAUGAACUGCAGAACAUCCAGAGACUGGUGAGCGGGCUGGAGAGCCAGCGGGAGCUGUCACCCGGCAGGGAGUCCCCGAAGUGAGCGGCGGGGCGGGCAGCGAGCCCUCCCGGCGGGGCGGAGAAGCACUGGUAUUUUGUACAGCACAGUAGAAAUAUUUAUUGUGGAGCGAGGGCUGGGAGCGGACAGGGAGCGGGGUGCUGCAGCAGAGGGACGGAGCCCACCGGCCAAGCGGACCCACCUCCCCAGAGCCAGGAGGGAGCAGCUGGAGCGCUGGGCGUGCCCACCCCUUUGGCUGCGGGGCUGGGAGCGGCUCCCCCCGCUCCAGCGAGGCCACGGAACCCCCAGGACCCCCCCAGGA